UGGAGAAGCCUAGAACAUCCGGUACAACUUGACGUCAUUAGGUGAGGUGACAGGGUGUGUUCUGUUGGCCAGCAAACUGAACCAGCGACCAUGGCGAUGAAAUCAAAAAUCGGAGCAAGCGGUGUGGAGGCGAUUUGGAGAGGACUGGGCGCUGCUGCUGGUGCGAGCUGCUCUGCGGCUGGCUACAUAGCCUCUGAUUGACACAGUUGAGGGGUGGGGACGCAGGGUGGGGUCAGAACCAGGGAGAGGCGGAGGAGAGACGGAGAGAUCGAGCCCAACCCUGAACACGGCUACAACACACCGAGAGAGGCUGGGGGAGCGAAAGAGAAUUUUCGACGCUGGAGAUAUGCGUUAAAUGACUAGUCGAGGGAACAGUUAACGUUUCAUGUUUAAAAUUAAUCCUAAAGGUAGAAAACUGCAAGCAGGAAUACUAUUAUUCAAAUACACCCCGCCCGGCCGACCCCCCUACUCCACCCCUUCAGCCCUUCGCCCGCUUAGCUACCGAGAUGCACACGGAGACUCGUAACACGAAAUGCCAGUCGAGUCCCAAGAAGUCCAGCAGCGCUGCCAGUUCCGAGUCUGAGUCGGCCUCCACAGACGAGAUGCCCUCCAUCCAGAUCAAACCAGAGCCCGAGGAGCUGGAGUGCUCGCCAGCUGAGGGAGCGGAAGACUCCUCUCUGGUGCUCGACCUCAAGUGCAAAGCCUCUCCGCCUCCCCUCUGCUCCAUCGACACGCACCCCUCCUCCCCUUCCUCCGCCACGCGGGCCCAGCAGCAUCACCACGACGACCACGACGACGACGACGACAACAACAACACGCAUCACCGCGGCAGCAGUAACCACGACGACCACCACCACCACGACGUCCCGCAGACGGAGCCCGUGGACCUGUCGCUCAACAAGCCCCGGCCGUCGCUGGCCAAGCCCACCUCCACCAUCCUGUCGUCCAGCCUGGUGCCGCACGGCAGCAGCUUCGCGGUCACCACCACCGCCACGGCCAUCCCGGCCACGGUGCUGUCGUCGGGCUCCAUCCUGGCGUCGGCGUCGGGCAUGAUGGGCGGCCAGCAGAUCCUGCACGUCAUCCACACCAUCCCGUCCGUCAACGUGCCCAGCAGCAUGGCCAUGGGCCAGCUGCAGACCAUCCCCGUGGUGGUGCAGUCGCUGCCCGUCGUCUACACCGCCGUGCCCGCCGCCGCCGCCGCCUCCGCCUCGGCCGCCUCCGCCUCCGUGGGGGACGCCGGCGGCAGAAACAACGGCGUGAGCGCGGCCGCCACUGCCGCCAUCACCGUCCCGCUGAUCGGCAGCGACGGACGCUCCGAAGGCUCGGUGCGCAUCAAGCCCGGCUCAACCUCUCCGGUGGAAUUCCAGAGUGACAGCGACGCCGAGAGCGGGACGGAGUCUGGAUCGGCGUCCUUCGGCACACAGGGACUGGACACGAGCUCGGGCGUGGACAUAGACCUACCUGUAGAUCCCGACUCACCUGAUAUGAAGAGGAGGCGAGUGCACAUGUGUGACUAUGAUGGCUGCAACAAAGUCUACACCAAGAGCUCCCACCUCAAAGCCCACCGGCGGAUACACACAGGAGAGAAACCCUAUCAGUGCACUUGGGAGGGCUGCACCUGGAGGUUCGCUCGCUCAGACGAGCUCACGCGGCACUUCCGCAAGCACACGGGCAUCAAGCCCUUCCGCUGCACCGACUGCGACCGCUCCUUCUCCCGCUCGGACCACCUGGCUCUGCACCGGCGGCGCCACGUCAUGAUGUGAAGAACUGCCGUUGCCCACGUCAACCUUCCUCCUCCUCCUCCUCCUCCUCCUCCCCAACACCCCCCUGAUAAACGAUCGACCCCCGACCCCGACCCCGACCCCGACCCCUCAUUGCCUCUCAUCCGUGGCAAAAAAAAAACUGUGACAUCCCUUCUGAGACUUUGCUAAGCUCCUCUCUCUGCCUGGUCUAUGGUGCGGUGGAUGCUUGUUUGUGGCAGAAGUGGGAUGGAUAUCCAUGUCCAGCAGCCUUCCCCCCCCCCCCAAGGCUGAGGUAUAUGGAGUGUUGUGCAUGAGGGGUGGGCAGCCCAUUCUCAGCAUAAGCCUCUGUGUCUGUCAGUACCCUCCUCUCCCACCUCAAACCAGCCGCCUCUGUCCACCGCCAUGGCCAGGUCAGGACAGUUACUGACGAGCGGAAAACCAGGGGGCCUUGCUCACUCCUCGGUCUGAAGUGGAGGAGGAGGAGAAAAAGAACGACGACCGCUGAAACAGGGAAAUCAUCUUUAGUAAACCGCAAAAAAAACAGAACAAGACAAGAGCGACGUUGCGUUGAAAGGGGAUGAGAUGUGUGAUGGUUUCUACCUUUCGGCUCAAGAGGGUUGCUUUACGUAGCGUCAGUGUGAAGACGUGGAGACAUGUCCUCAGCUGUCUUGUUCCCGUUGACGUUCCCGUUUAGGUUUUUUUUUUGUUUCUCCUUUCUGAAACGCGUGCUUGUCGUGCAGUAUGUGCAUGGCAAGCCUCUCUCUGUGGUGCGUGUGUGUGUGUGCGUGUGCCUAGCAGUUUUACAUUUCAGAGAGAAAUAUAAUUUAAAGACAGUGGAAGAUGCUUCAAGCCCUUUUUUUUGUUUUCAACCUCCUCAGAACAAAUUUCAGAGGGGAGAACGUGUUUUUAUGUAGUCUUAUCUAACCACCUAUCCCCAUCCCUUAAAAAAACAGAAAAAAAUCAGGAGAGGGCAAGGCAGAUACUCUUAAGACUGUGAAUUUUUCCUAUUUCCCAUUGUUGUAUCAAUCAAAAUUAUUUAUCCUCUGCAAUAUUUUAACUAAUUCAGUAACAGUAUUUGUGUUGUUCUUUUACGAGAAAAAAAGCCUUUAAAAUUUUCUUCUUGCCAAAAUUGGCCAUGAAUAACAAAUGCAUUCUUUAACGAAUGUCAAUUUUGUUUAUUUCCGCUCUUUUGUUCUGUGAAUUUGUGGAUUGCGUUUCUGGAUGCCGUGAAUAUGGAGGCAUGCCAGUCAUUGUGUGUGUGUGCGUGUGUGUGUGUGUGUGUGUGUGUGUGUGUGUGUGUUUCUUGUAAAGAAGACAUAAUCAGAGAUUUUAAGUGUAGUGUGUGUUUAUGGCACAUGUUGUGACUUCUCGCCCGUCGGAGCCUUAAAUGAAGUUUAAAAAAAAAAAAAAAAAAGCGCAGAUCUGAUUUGUGCGUCUGGUUUUCAGGGUUCUGGAAAGACUCCAGGGAGAGCGAAGGCGCCCUGAACGCCCCCAACCCCCCCCCCCCCCCCCACCUCUCGCGUUUGCACCUCGUCCAACACUUUUCAUGUCUUAAACGCUCACGUUUCAGCCCCAUCCCUGGGUUCACUUGAUUAUGCAAAAAAAAAACAAAAAAAAAUCAACAACACAAAACACAUGUGCUCUGGACACUGUUUCAAGCAUUUAUGGUGUCGGGGGUUCACUCGCGCACGUGUGUGUCUUAGCCACCCGCUGUGAGAAAAAGAAAAAAAAACCUGUCUUGAGGGGCACCUGAGGCCCUUCUUUUCAAGCUAGCUGGCAUAGCCAUCGUCCUCAAUUCAAGUGCUAGUGAGAGGUGGGAAUCAGUUGGAGAGCGGCAAGCCUCUCGUAAUAAAAAUGCUUUAUGGAAAGAAACAAUGUUUUCUCCCCAAGUCCAGCCUUUGCAAUUUGAGCGCAUGCCUAACGUCAGUGGUGGUGGCGGCAUGGUCUUUUUUGGUCAAGAAAGCAAUGCAAUCUUCAGAUUUUUCUAUCAUCCUCCGAUUCAACUAUUAAAAAUGUUACUAAGCACAUCUUUGUAGAAGAGUUAUAUGCAUUUGAUUGCAAUUCUUUCUUUUGUAAACUUCAUAGACCUACGGACAAUGAUUAAUGAAAAAUAAAAUAUGUACAUACUGUAUAUAAUCAGAAGUUCAGAAUAAAUGUAACGGGUGGAUUUCUAUUUUUAACACUGACUAGACAAUGUGAAAUAUUCGUUGUUUGUUUGUUUGUUUGUUUUGCUCUAUUGGUUCUAUGAAACAUGUCCUUUACAAACAAAAACAAAAAUCAUUCAUUUUUUUUCUGAGUUAUUGUUAAUCUUAUUCUGGUUCUCAGACCAUCCCCCACUUGUGGUGUUCUUUUGUAUUGCAUGGAGAGUAGCCUUUUUGUUUUGGUCGUGAUGUCGGUCAGCAGCAUGCUUGUGUGGAUGGUUUUCCGUGCAGACGUGGCCUGCAAAGCAUUGGUUAUCCUGAAACAAACGUCCAAACGUGCAGUAGAGCUGUGGUCAGUCAGGGACGGCGCUCCCACCAGGUGUCUAACCCCCGCUAGGCCUACAGCACCCCAUGAACUCUGUUGAGUGACGGCUUGGGUGUGAUAGCAAAAACCAUCUGUGGAGCGUGUAUUGCCUUUUUUCCAUUUUUUAUUCUCCUCAACUCCUGUUGCUUGCCCACGAUAGAGAAGUGAAGUAAAAACGUGAUUCAAGGCCCUGUGAACGUGGCAAACUGUCAUGUUUCACCGUGAGAGCGGGUCCCCUAGUCCCACGAAGGGAUAAACACAGUAAAGUAAUAUCUAAUCACCUCCAGGUUUCCUUUUUUUGAGCUGAGACUGACCACUUAAAAACAAUACAUUUGCAUAAUGUACGGAUCUUAGAAUUAAUUGGUUUAAAACGUGUGUGUGUGUGUGUGUGUGUGUGGUGUUUGUGUGCAUGAUUAUUAUUAUAUUUUUUUGGUCUACGUGUGUGUACGCUUGUGUGCACACAUUGUGUGCGGUUGUAGUGUGUGUGUGUGUGUGUGUGUGUGUGAGAGAGAGAGAGUGUGUGUGUGUGUGUGUGUGUGUGCCAGCGGAUGUGUGAAGGUGUGUGAGUGUGCUUCCUAUCACAAAUCAAAUCUUCUUUAAUAAAGGUAAAUCAGAAAUCAUAGGUAUUUUAUAUUGAAUGCAGUAACUUAUGGGCCAGUACUAUAUUAUACAGUGCAAUGCAGUUAUCGUUAUAAUAAUACAAGUAAUUAAUGUUCAUUCUUUUGUAUUUGUACAGAACAAAUGUGUAAAGAUCAGUGAGGAAAACGCGCACUUUUUGAUACUGUGAGAAAUGGUGUUAAAAGUCAGUUUCCCCUGUACAGUUGUGAUUAUCCACUUCUUUUAUAGAAUAAAAUGUUUUUGGUGCA
Molecule: messenger RNA, 5113 nt
Organism: Sardina pilchardus (European sardine)
Lineage: Eukaryota; Metazoa; Chordata; Actinopteri; Clupeiformes; Clupeidae
Gene: klf8
Product: Kruppel like factor 8
Exons: 6
Coding region: 507-1763 (418 amino acids)
Biological process (GO): regulation of transcription by RNA polymerase II
Molecular function (GO): RNA polymerase II cis-regulatory region sequence-specific DNA binding; DNA-binding transcription factor activity, RNA polymerase II-specific
Source: RefSeq, a predicted model, not a curated record